AUGGGUUACGGCACGCAGGUGGCUUCUGGAGUCACAGUCGUCUGUGCCGCUUUUCUUAUUCCGAUGCUCACUUGCACAGUUUCGCUUUUCUACGAAGUCGCUCAAAUGCACAUGAAUGCGAUGGACGGAAUGGACGAAUUCAAGGUAAUCUGAGAUUUGACGGGCUCGCCGCGAAUAUUCUGUUUCAGCUUUACGCGAAUGGCGCGUGGGAAGACAUGCUCCCGGCCGCCCGUAUUCCUCGUGACGCCCCCGCCGAUCAACAGAAGAAAGAGCCGUGCGACUGCGGUUCGGCGCCUUCCAAUUGCCCAGCCGGACCGCCCGGUCCACGUGGAAGACCCGGUAGAAAAGGAUCGGAUGGACCGCAUGGCAAUCAGGGAAGGAAGGGACCAGACGGAAUCGAAGUGUUCCGCGAGAUGAUCGGACCGGUCGAGUGCAUUCCGUGCACUGCCGGAGAGCCAGGACCGCCCGGAGAGGAAGGGCCAGCCGGCGAGCCAGGAGUUGACGGUCUGCCUGGAAGUCAGGGAAAACCGGGAGAGGACGGACCGCCCGGAGAAGACGGAGAACCCGGAUUUCCCGGUUUUCCGGGUUUCCCUGGCGAACCCGGACACCAGGGGAAACCAGGAAACAACGGAACGAAAGGAACGGGCACUCCAGGACCUGCUGGACCACCCGGGCCGCCCGGUGAACCAGGAAUGCCGGGAGUCACUGGAGACGACGGAGAAGAAGGGCAAGAGGGACCGGAGGGACCGGAAGGACCGCCCGGGCAAGCAGGAGAGAAAGCCGAGGAGGGACCGGACGGCAUUCCAGGAGAACAAGGAGUGCCUGGAUUCGAUUCGGGUAAGUAGAGAAGAAAAAGAAGAAGAGAUAGUGAUCGGUAUUUCAGGAUAUUGUCCGUGUCCUCGUCGCUCCUACUCGAAGAACAGUCCGAACGGUGCGCCGAUCCCCACCCAAGACACUUUCAUUCCGUCGCCAUCCGCCAUCCCUCUCCCCCCACCACCUUAUCCCACCAGAUCCCAUCCUCCAACUGUUCCGACACCCGCUCCAACUCUUCUUCCAACUCGUUCCCCGCAAUCUCGCGGAGAUGUUUACCAAGUGAAUCCGAGCAACUCUUCGGAGAGUCCAGAAUCCGGAGACUUUGUGAAUUCGGCGACGAUGGGAGAGGGGUACGCGAAGAAGUUGGCAGUCAAGAAGUUGUAA
Messenger RNA from Caenorhabditis sp. 36 PRJEB53466, 1197 nucleotides. Lineage: Eukaryota; Metazoa; Nematoda; Chromadorea; Rhabditida; Rhabditidae. The record is from the annotation of a GenBank genome assembly.